Insectozyma verbasci is the source of this 2877-nucleotide messenger RNA. NCBI's taxonomy places the organism in Eukaryota, Fungi, Ascomycota, Pichiomycetes, Serinales, Debaryomycetaceae. The record is from the annotation of a GenBank genome assembly.
AUGGCAUUUGGAUUUGGUUUAUUAGGUUCACCACAAGGUAAGAACAAUAACAAUAAAAAUAAUAAUAAUACAAAUGGACUCUAUGAAUUUACUCCAAUAGGUAAAAAACGAUCAAAUGGAGAAACUUCAUUCCAAGUUUUACAUAGUUAUCCACCAGAAUCAAAUCAACAACAACAAUUUACAAAUCGAAGAAAGUUAUUUCAACCGCUAAAAGAAUCAAAUAUAUUAUAUAACCAAUCUCCAUCUGGAUUAUUUGAUGAGACAAUAGAUGAUUUUGAAAAUAGCUCACCAAGUAAAACUCCACAACAAUUUAAAGCAACAAAAGCAACAAAUACAACAAAUCUAAAAGAAAGGUAUGAAUUCAAUGGUCAAGAGAAUGGAUUUGCUGCUAAACAACUGGAAGAGACAAUAAAAGAAUUACGCGGGGAAAACUAUGGAUGGAAAAUAAAAUAUAAAGAAUUACUAAGGUCAUUAGAAAACAUGCCAUUAAGUGAAAAAGAAAUUAGGGUGGAGAAUAUAUCAUUGAAAGAAACAUUAGCAUUAUUAAACCAGGAAAUUCAACAAUUGAGAAAUGAAAAUAAUAAAUUAAAUACUGAAAGAGAAAUACCAGUUGAUCAAGAUCCAAAUGAAGUUCACCAGUUAAAACAAAAGAUAAACGAGUUAAAUAAUACAUUAUUGGAAGAUGAUGAGCUAAUUAGAGCUUUAAAACAGGAACGUGAUGGGUUUGCUAAUGAAUUACAUGAAAUUCAAGAUUUUAUUAAACAUUCAGAGGUGGAAUUUGAUAAAGUAGUUCAACAAGAAAAGCUAAAUCGUGAAGAAAUAAAGAGUUUGAGGAAAACAAUAGAAAAUUUAAGAGAUGGACAAAGAAACGAUAAAGCAUCAAAUCAAAUAAUUGACAGUUUGAAUGAAGAACUAAGAAAUUUAAAAGAAGGUGAAAGAGGUUCAACUAAAGAAAUUAGAAAUUUGGAAGAGAAGAUAUCUGAGCAAGCUCAUUUAAUACAAAAUUUACAAUCUACAAUUGCUGAAAAAUCAAAAUCUGUAAAUCAAUUGGAAUCCAAAUUGGAAACUCAAAAAUCACAACUACAUCAUAACAGUUCAGAAGAAAGAGAUUAUAAUAGAAAAGUGCAGCGAUUACAAGAAGAAUUGGAUCAUAAACAAAGGGAAAUAGAUCAAUUUGAAGAACUUAUUGAACAAUUGAAAUAUGAAAAUCAAAUGUUGAGUAAUAAUUUAAAAGUCGCAAAAGAUAAACUAUCAAAAGCUUCAGGAGAUGAUUUAACUACUAGACAAUUACAAGAUUUAAAUGAUGAAUUGAACGAACAACUCAUGAUGGAAAAGAGUCAGAUUCAAAGAUUAAAAAAUAGAUUGAAAGAAUCAGGUCAAUCAAAUGAUCAAAUAAAUUUCUAUGAAGCAGAAUUCGAAAAAGUGAAAAAAGAAUUAGAUGCCAAAUCUGAAGAAUUACAAAAAGUUAAGUCAAAAUUACAAGCAGUUGAUAAAGAUUCACAUUCUUAUAAAAAUAAAUUUGUUGGUCUUCAAUCAUUAAUUGAUGAAAAAGAAUUUACAAUUCAAAAUAUAAGUAUCAAAUUAUCUCAAUUGGAAAAGGAAAAUGCAAGAUUAAAAGACAAAGUUAACAAAUUACAAUCAUCAUCAGACAAUUACAACUCCAUUCAUCAAGAUAAUUUAGAAUUAGAACAUGAAUUAAGUUCAUCCAAGAGAGAAAUAGACAAUUUAAUGAACCAGAUUAGAAACUUAAAAUUACAUCGAAGUCACAGAGACGAUAGGUCAGACGACAUUGAAAGACUUAAAGAAAAAGAAGCAAUAUUGACAGAUGAAAAUAGAUGGUUAAGACAGAAAUUAGAUGAAAGUAUGGUUAAUUUCAAUUAUGAAGAAUUACAUCAAGAUAAUAUUGAAUUACUGGAUAGAUUAAGAAAACUGGAAUUUGCACAAGCAUUAUUAGAAGAAGGUUUAAGUAAAUUAGAAGCUGAAAAUAAUGAAUUAAUUGAAACUUUGAAAUAUCAAGAACAUCAAAUUGAAUCAAAAGUAAAUCAACAAAUACUUGACUUGAAAUCUAAAUUACGUGCAUGUGAUGAAUAUAUAGAUAAACUUGAAUCAGAUUUAAGAUUAGAAAAUACAAAUCAUAGACAAUUAAAUGAUUUAGAAUUUCAAUUAAAACAAUCAAAAGAAUUAAUUGCAAGUCAUGAAAUAAAAUAUAAAGCAUUACAAGAUGAAUUAAAUAAAAGAAUUGAAAAAAGUUCAAAUACAAGUGAAGAAUUUCUUAAAUUUCAACUUAAAUCAGUUAAAGGUGAUUUAGAAAGCAUUACAAAUAAAUUAAAAUCAACUGAAGAAAGAUUCAAAUCUCAACUUAAUGAAUUGGAAGAAAAUAAACAAAUUACAGAAAAUCAAUUGAUGGUAGUUAAAUCCAAGAAUAGAGAUUUGGAAAAAGAAUUAAGUUUCAGUGAACAAAGAGAAAGAAAAUGGUUAAAUAAUUGUAAGACUAUUGGUAUUAAAUAUUCAAAUUUGAAAAAUCUUACAGACAAAUCAGCAUCACCAGAAUAUAUUCAAUUCCUAAUCAAAGAAUCAUAUUAUUUUAGACAAAGAUAUCAAGAUUGUACACUUGCCAAAAGAAAUCUAAUAUUCAUGUAUAAUUUUGUCCUUGAUAGAAUAAGGAAUACAAAUAUUGGACUAGAUAAUAAUAACUUGGUAAUUACUGGAAUUUAUCCACCACCAAAUUCAAAAACAAAAUUAACAUUUAAAGCAUUAGCUAAAUUUGUACUUGCAUCAGUUAUAUUAAAAAACAGAGGUAAACAACAUGGAAAAAGAAGUGAAGCAUUAGACAGUGUUAGAACCGAUUUAAAAGUUGCUAAAAUUCAAUUUAAAUAG